This is a messenger RNA of Acaulospora morrowiae, 1233 nucleotides long. The record is from the annotation of a GenBank genome assembly. NCBI's taxonomy places the organism in Eukaryota, Fungi, Glomeromycota, Glomeromycetes, Diversisporales, Acaulosporaceae.
GAGUCUACAUAUAUACUGAAAUUCUACGGCAUUGCGCAAGACGCCAAUGCCUUGUAUAUGGUGACCGAGUGGUGUGAGCUGGGUAAUUUGCAAGAAUAUUAUCGAGUAAAUCCUAUGGAUUGGAAUCAAAAAUCACAGUUUGCAGUGGACAUUGCCCGUGGACUAACUUUUUUACACGCCGUUUCCAUAUUACAUCACGAUAUUCGUUCGGAGAAUAUUCUGAUUACGGAAUACAGGCAAGCCAAAAUUGCAAAUUUUAAUUUAAGUCGUGGGGCAAAUGACCCCACAAAAGAUGUUCGGCCAACGAUUGAUACUGUGCGAUGGAUGGCGCCUGAAAAGUUGAAGGAUCACAAGAAUAAGUACAACACAAAGUGCGAAAUUUAUAGCUUUGGUAUGCUCUUAUGGGAGAUCGCAGAAGGUCAGAUUCCUUUUGCAGAAGAAAUGGAUUUAUUGGUAAUUCGUGAUUUCGUGGUAAAGCAGAAGAAACGACCUGUCUUCAGUAAUAAUGUACCACCAGAAUGGUCGAAAAUUUCAUAUCAAGCAAUGCAGGAUAGCCCAAAUGCACGUCCGGCACUUAAAGAUAUAUUCAUGGUCUUAUAUAGUCUCCACCAGAAAAAUCUAUUACAAAGAUCCCCCCGGCCAUCUCCAAAUCACAUUCCUUCAGAAGAUGAAUUGCCGGGAAUAGAUGACGAUCUUGGAAUAGAUGUUACCAUGAGCGUCAAAGAGGCAAUUGCCGAGCAUAAAAAGAAAGAUGGCGACAAAAAAAAGGUUUGGGAAGCAUUUAAGGUACACGCAGAGGAAUUUGGUGACAUGACUGCAAGAUAUUGGAUGGGAUAUUACCUUUAUUAUGAUUUGUGCCCUAUCGAUAAUCCUAAUGACAAAGAGGCCAAGCAAAAAAGAUUAGAAAAGGCAGCAUCACUAUUCAAAGAAGCAGCCGACAUGGGAAUAGUCGAUGCACAAUUACGUUACGGACAUUGUUUAUGGUAUGGUGAGGGUGUCCAGCGUAAUAUCAAGGAAGCGAUUGAAUAUUUUCAGAAAUCGGCGGAUAAUGGUAACGGAAAUACCACUGCUAUUUACAAUAUUGGGAAUGUAUAUUAUAAUGGAUUAGGUGUGGAACAGGAUAUGGAAAGGGGGAUACGAUUUUUGAGGCUAGCGGCAUUGCAAGGUCAACCAAAAGCCUUGGAGAUAUGUAAGAAAAAAGGAAUUCCCUUAGCAGACAUUGGUGACUGUUAA